UUUAUGUGGCCUGAUCCUUGCAUCAAAUACGGUAACAAUGCGUAACAAUAUAAUUGCUAGCGAGAGGUGCACGUGUACACGAAUCCUCACAGAAUCAUUAAAUCAAAUCUACUACUAAUCAUGUGUAAAAUAUCGAGUAUGUGUGAGAGGCGAAGUGAUUUACUCCAUUGGGUUUACUUUAUAAGAGCACACUAGCUACAUCCCAUUCCCCUGAUCAUCGUUGUCGUUGACUGUCAUGACAUAAUCACAAAUUUGCAAGCAAUGAUUCAAUGUUAACCAAUUCUUGGAGUAAUCUUUUACCCCAUUCCCAACAAUUCGAUGUUCGCAUCGGUGCGGUGCAGUGUUAUUAUUUUACACCUCAUUCAACUGAUAAACAGUAACGGAAUCAAUGAUACAUUACGUGGAAAAUAGCAAAGGCGUUGUUAACGGAAUAUUUGUUUAAAUUAAACUGGUAAUUGCAUUUGGGGGGUGAACGUUUCACCUCAAAUGAUUAUAUGUGUAACUGUUUACCGUACAUUAAACAUACCACCAAAGCAUAAAUAUUGUAUAUCAAACACAAAUCGUUCAACCGAUAAAUCGAUAACGGUUGUGUCUAUCCAUGUAACGUGAACAUACACGUUGAAUAAAGUGCAAUAAACAUGUGUGUAUACAGAAGUGCAUGCAUAUUUAACGCAUAAUUUUACGUAAGUUUAUAGCACUGGAUCACCCCGAUAUAAACUUAAAAAGCUCAUUCUGGCGCCGAAAGAAAUAUGGAUAGAAGAAGGAAAAAUGGAAAAUGGCUUGAGUAUUACGGAGUCAUUUAUAGUUUUGUCAGGACCGAACAAUGUUCUCAACUCAUCCACUGGACUAUACCAACAGUCCGUUACCUUGACGGCUCGAAUGUGGCCACCGAUUGAAGCUGGUUCUCCAAAAAUCAUUUGGGGUCUACCAGUGGUUAUUUGGAGUAUAAUUAUUGGAUUUAUCGUAGUCGUAUUUAUUCUGGCUUCAUUGUUAUUGUGCUGUUGGCUGCUGCCAAGACAUAGGAAAAUAUUGAGUCCAACAAGAGAUUGUACGUCGACAACAGUUAAUAUUGGAAAAGAGAUAACAAUGGCACACAAUCAUCAUUCUGCGCCUGCUGAACAAAAUUAUAUAAUAAUGCCGACAAAUGCUGGUACAAUACCGUCUCAGUACAAUACACCGCAUCAAAUAAAUCAAUAUCCAUCGCAUUCUUUAUAUGCGAUGUGUUCCAGCGGCCAUGGUUCGACUCAAAACAUUCCAGAGACUCAUAAAUCAAUGUGGGCUAUCAAUCCUCUGUGUACUUCAAACGGAGUAUUGAAUGAAACCGACAGUGCAUAUCGAACAAGAUCGUUACCAGCUUGGGGAAAAGGUUCGAAACAACGACCGGUUUCGACAGCUGACGAUAUCGAAGAACUCUAUGCGAAGGUCAACUUCAGCAAGAAACGAAAAAAUCGCAUGAGAAAUGGGGAAGCUGCAAUUAUUGCCUUAUGUCGUUCACGAUCGCAAAACCUACAAGGUUUGCCAUUGGAACGUGAAGGGAUUGUCAUCUACGAUGAAAGAACGGCUCUAUAAGAGUGUAAUACGCAUUUCAGUGAAAGAUGAAAGACAUUGGAAAUUAUCGAAUUUGUUUAGACGGAAAACUGAUGGUCCCACCUCACCAGUUGCAUCAAUCAGUUUAUAAUUUUGAAUUUAGAUUAAGUAGAAAAAUAUUUUUUAACAUCAAAAAUCCAAUUUAUAUUAUAACCCUGUGAUCACUUGAAGAUGAUAAGAGCUUAGAUGUCUUGUAAUCGAUAAAAAAUGCGGUAAAUUUAAGAUUGUGUAAAGUCAGUUACAAAAUAUAAUUAAAAGCGAAAUGUAGCUGCCAAAGAAAUCAAUUAAUCUGUUCAUAUUUCAUUAUAACGAACUUAUUUAUAACAUACAUUUAUCAUGUUCAUCAAGUUAUUCAAUAAGCUAUUGUCGUAGUUUGUAUAUGAAUUUUUACUCGAACAAUUCACCAAGUAUUACAAAACGAAUAUUAUAUGACGUUUUUAUGCAAA
Bradysia coprophila is the source of this 2033-nucleotide messenger RNA. RefSeq lists its product as uncharacterized. The record is from RefSeq and is a predicted model, not a curated record. Lineage: Eukaryota; Metazoa; Arthropoda; Insecta; Diptera; Sciaridae.